Messenger RNA from Arabidopsis lyrata subsp. lyrata, 1085 nucleotides. Its product is annotated as 26S proteasome non-ATPase regulatory subunit 8 homolog A. NCBI's taxonomy places the organism in Eukaryota, Viridiplantae, Streptophyta, Magnoliopsida, Brassicales, Brassicaceae. Gene Ontology annotation, cellular component: nucleus; cytosol; proteasome regulatory particle, lid subcomplex. Gene Ontology annotation, biological process: proteasome-mediated ubiquitin-dependent protein catabolic process. Bases 70 to 873 code for a protein of 267 amino acids. The record is from RefSeq and is a predicted model, not a curated record. The transcript has 6 exons.
AGUUCUCGGAGCAAUCAAAUCUAUAAGAAAAGAAUCGUCGCCGGUGAAGAGAAAGAGAGAGCUCAAGCAAUGGAUCCGCAGCUAACGGAAGUUUCACAGCAGUUCGAGAGAUUCAAGGCGGCGUUUGCGAGGAAGGAUUACAAUACCUGUAGUGAUCUGUUGUCUCAGCUUAAGGUUCUUCUUACCAAAUUCACAAGUCUUCCUCCAUUGUUCGAGAAUUCACCUAAUGCAGCCAAGGAAUUGACUAUUGCAAGGGACAUUUAUGAGCAUGCUGUUGUUCUAAGCGUAAAAACCGAGGAUCAAGAUGCUUUUGAGAGAGAUUUCUUCCAGUUGAAACCUUACUAUGUGGAUGCCAGGAACCGUAUUCCCUCAUCUCCACAGGAGAAUCUUAUCCUGGGUCUUAACCUUCUGAGGCUGCUUGUACAAAAUAGAAUUGCUGAAUUCCACACCGAACUUGAAUUACUUUCAUCAGCUACACUGGAGGAUCCUUGCAUCAAGCAUGCAGUAGAGCUUGAGCAGUCCUUCAUGGAGGGUGCCUAUAACCGUGUGUUGAGUGCUAGACAGACCGCGCCUGAUGCAACUUACGUUUAUUUCAUGGAUCUCUUGGCAAAGACCAUAAGAGAUGAAAUAGCUGGAUGCAGCGAGAAAGCUUAUGAUUAUGUCUCUAUCAGCGAUGCCCGGCAGAUGUUGUUGUUCUCUUCUGAUCAAGAACUCUUAACCUAUGUCAAAGAGGAGCACCCUGAUUGGGAAGUGAAGGAAGGGUUUGUUGUCUUCCAGAAAGCCAAAGAAACUGCACCGUGCAAAGAGAUUCCGUCUCUGCAACUCAUCAACCAGACUCUAAGCUACGCCAGAGAACUGGAGCGUAUCGUGUAAGAUCCGACUUUCCUCACUGCUUGUCUCUUCUCUUCCAAUUAUAUUCCUGGAAAUCUCCGGGUCCUAAAACGUUGUUAUAAUGUAAUGACCGACAUUGAGCGAUUCAGUAUUUUCUCCGGGUCAAUGAGACUUUGUUGCGAUAUCAAUCUGUUCUUCCAUAUCCUGUUACAUUAUAUUCUAUUGUUUAGUGUUCACUCGUUUUCAUUUGGAUA